Messenger RNA from Saimiri boliviensis boliviensis (Bolivian squirrel monkey), 1161 nucleotides. RefSeq names its product solute carrier family 50 member 1 (gene SLC50A1). NCBI's taxonomy places the organism in Eukaryota, Metazoa, Chordata, Mammalia, Primates, Cebidae. The record is from RefSeq and is a predicted model, not a curated record. Gene Ontology annotation, cellular component: membrane. Gene Ontology annotation, biological process: carbohydrate transport. Gene Ontology annotation, molecular function: sugar transmembrane transporter activity.
GGAUUGGUCACGUCAUAUAAAGUUGACCUGACCUUGUAGCCCGAGAGGAAGGGCAAAAGAGGAAGGCUUGGUGAUUCUCGGCAAUGUCUGUUAUUUUGAGAAAAGGCUUCGGCAGCAAACUUCAGAAAAAAACCUCCCAAACCCUGGGCAACUGGGGUUGUGCUGUGGAGCUCUGGAUGGAAAGCGUGCUGAAGUCUGGUUGAAUCUAGCAAGCUUUUGUUUGGAGGUCCACCGCCGAAGCCGCACAGGCCUGUGGGAACACCAGCGUUGAGACUGCGGUCUAGAUGAUCCAAAGGCUCAGACCUCAGGCACAUGCGAAUGACCCGGAGUGUGGACAACGUCCAGUUCCUGCCCUUUCUCACCACGGAAGUCAACAACCUGGGCUGGCUGAGUUAUGGGACCUUGAAGGGAGACGGAAUCCUGAUCGGCGUCAACGCAGUGGGUGCUGCACUUCAGACCCUGUAUAUCUUGGCGUAUCUGCAUUACUGCCCUCGGAAGCGUGUUGUGCUCCUUCAGACUGCGACCCUGCUAGGGGUCCUUCUCCUGGGUUAUGGCUACUUUUGGCUCCUGGUACCCGACCCUGAGGGCCGGCUCCAGCAGCUGGGCCUCUUCUGCAGUGUCUUCACCAUCAGCAUGUACCUCUCACCACUGGCUGACUUGGCUAAGGUCAUUCAGACUAAAUCAACCCAAUGUCUCUCCUACCCACUCACCAUUGCUACCCUUCUCACCUCUGCCUCCUGGUGCCUCUAUGGGUUUCAGCUCAGAGAUCCCUACAUCAUGGUGUCCAACUUUCCAGGAAUCGUCACCAGCUUUAUCCGCUUCUGGCUUUUCUGGAAGUACCCUCAGGAGCAAGACAGGAACUAUCGGCUCCUGCAAACCUGAGGCUGCUCACCUGACCACUGGGCACCUUAGUGCCAACCUGAACCAAAGAGAGCUUCUUGUUUCAGCUGGGCCUGCUGUCCAGCUUCCCAGGUGCAAUGGGUUGUGGGAACAAGAGAUGACUUUGAGGAUAAAGGGACCAAAGAAAGAACUUUACUUAAGUGAUUGGUUGGGGCCUAGGAGAUGAAAUCACUUUUAUUUUUUAGAGAGAUUAUUUUUUUUAAUUUUGGAGGUUGGGGUGAUAUGUUUAGAAUAUGCCUUAAAAUAAAGUGUUCCCCACCC